GGGGGGGCUGCGGCUGCCACGUUGGAGCGGAGCGUGGAGGUGGCCCUCGGCCGCGGAGGAGGGGCUGCAGCGGCGGAUGCGGGGAGAGUCCGACGGUCGCUGGCUAACGCAGGACAGACAGGUCGCCGAGGUCCGCCAGAAUGAAGUUAAAGGAAAUAGAUCGUACAGCUAUGCAGGCAUGGAGCCCUGCCCAGAGCCAUCCCAUUUACUUAGCCACAGGAACAUCUGCUCAGCAGUUGGAUGCCACGUUUAGUACCAGUGCUUCCCUGGAGAUAUUUGAACUAGACCUUUCAGACCCAUCCUUGGACAUGAAGUCUUGUGCUACUUUCUCCUCCUCUCACAGGUACCACAAGUUGAUCUGGGGACCUCAUAAGAUGGAUUCCAAAGGAAAUAUUUCUGGAGUUCUGAUUGCAGGUGGAGAAAAUGGAAACAUUAUUCUUUAUGAUCCUUCUAAAAUCAUAGCUGGAGACGAGGAAGUCGUGAUUGCACAGAAGGACAAGCAUACUGGGCCUGUGAGAGCCUUGGAUGUAAACAUUUUCCAGACCAAUUUGGUGGCCUCUGGUGCUAAUGAAUCUGAAAUCUACAUUUGGGAUCUAAACAAUUUUGCAACUCCAAUGACACCAGGAGCCAAAACACAGCCACCCGAAGACAUCAGCUGCAUUGCGUGGAACAGACAAGUUCAGCAUAUUUUAGCAUCAGCCAGUCCUAGUGGCCGGGCAACUGUGUGGGAUCUUAGAAAAAACGAGCCGAUCAUCAAAGUCAGUGACCACAGUAACAGGAUGCACUGCUCUGGGCUGGCGUGGCACCCUGAUGUGGCUACGCAGAUGGUCCUGGCCUCUGAGGAUGACCGGUUACCAGUGAUCCAGAUGUGGGAUCUCCGAUUUGCCUCCUCUCCUCUUCGAGUUCUGGAAAACCAUGCUAGGUAUUAUAUGAACUUCCCACCAACACACAGUGGUGCUUUGAUAUCCAGUGGUGUCCUCGAAAUCCUGCUGUUCUAUCAGCUGCUUCCUUUGAUGGACGGAUCAAUGUUUAUUCUAUCAUGGGAGGGAGCAUAGACGGUUUAAGGCAGAAACAAGUUGACAAGCUUUCAUCAUCUUUUGGGAAUCUUGAUCCCUUUGGCACAGGACAGCCCCUUCCUCCACUACAAAUUCCACAGCAGACUGCUCAGCACAGCAUAGUGCUACCCCUGAAGAAGCCACCCAAGUGGAUCCGAAGGCCUGUUGGUGCUUCCUUCUCAUUUGGAGGGAAACUGGUGACUUUUGAGAAUGUUAAAGUGCAGCCUCAGCAUGCCGCUGAGCAGCAGCAACAGCGGCAGCAUGUGUUCAUCAGUCAGGUGGUGACAGAAAAGGACUUUCUCAGCCGCUCGGAGCAGCUGCAGCAGGUUGUGCAGUCCCAGGGCUUUGUCAGUUACUGCCAGAGAAAGAUUGAUGCUUCUCAGACUGAGUUUGAGAAAAACGUCUGGUCCUUUUUGAAGGUCAACUUUGAGGAGGAUUCUCGAGGGAAAUACCUGGAGCUUCUCGGAUACAGAAGAGAAGACCUGGGGAAAAAGAUUGCUCUGGCCUUGGACAGAGUGGAUGGAUCCGACGUGGCUCUUAAAGACCCUGACCAAGUAGCACAGAGUGAUGGGGAGGAGAGCCCUGCUGCUGAGGAGCAGCUCUUGGGAGAGCGAAUUAAAGAGGAAAAACAGGAGUCCGACUUUGCGCCCUCAGCUGGAGGGACAUUCAACAUCUCCGUCAGUGGGGAUAUUGAUGGAUUAAUUACUCGGGCUUUGCUGACGGGCAAUUUUGAGAGUGCAGUUGACCUUUGCUUACAUGAUAACCGAAUGGCUGAUGCUAUUAUAUUAGCCAUAGCAGGUGGACAAGAACUUUUGGCUCAAACACAGAAAAAGUACUUUGCAAAAUCUCAAAGCAAAAUUACCAGGCUCAUCACCGCUGUGGUGAUGAAGAACUGGAAGGAGAUUGUGGAGUCCUGUGAUCUUAAAAACUGGAGAGAGGCCUUAGCUGCAGUGUUGACUUAUGCUAAGCCAGAUGAAUUCUCAGCCCUGUGUGAUCUCCUGGGAGCCAGGCUUGAGAGUGAAGGAGAUAGCCUCCUGCAGACACAAGCGUGCCUCUGCUAUAUUUGUGCAGGGAAUGUAGAAAAACUGGUUGCCUGUUGGACAAAAGCUCAAGAUGGUAGCAAUCCCUUGUCUCUUCAGGAUCUGAUUGAGAAAGUUGUCAUCCUCCGAAAAGCUGUGCAGCUCACCCAAGCCAUGGACAUGAAUACAGUAGGAGCUCUCUUGGCUGAGAAGAUGAGUCAGUAUGCCAGUUUGUUGGCAGCUCAAGGGAGCAUUGCCGCAGCCUUGGCGUUUCUGCCUGACAACACUAACCAGCCAAAUAUUGUGCAGCUGCGUGACAGACUCUGCAGAGCACAAGGGAAGCCUGUGCCAGGACAGGAAUCAUCUAAAAGCCCUUAUGAGAGGCAGCCGCUGUCCAAGGGCAGACCUGGACCAAGUGCUGGCCACCCGCAGAUGCCCAGAGUUCAGACACAGCAAUAUUAUCCCCAUGUUAGAGUUGCCCCUACUGUCACUACCUGGAGUAACAAAACUCCUACUGCCCUUCCCAGCCAUCCACCUGCAGCCUCUCCCUCUGACACACAGGGAGAAAACCCUCCGCCUCCAGGUUUCAUAAUGCAUGGCAAUGUUAAUCCAAACACCGCUGCUCCGCCGCCUCCAUCUCCUGGACAUAUGCACAACCAGCUACCACCUUACCCACAGCCGCAGCCUUACCAGCCAGCCCAGCAGUAUUCCUUCGGAACAGGGGGGUCAGCAGCUUACCGACCUCAGCAGCCUGUUGCUCCUCCUGCCUCUAACGCUUACCCUAACCCCCAGUACAUAUCCCCUGCCACUUCCUACUCCGGGCAGCCCCAGAUGUACACAGCCCAGCAAGCCUCCUCACCUACCUCCAACUCUGCUGCUUCUUUCCCUCCUCCCCCUUCCUCUGGAGCGUCCUUCCAGCAUGGCGGACCAGGAGCUCCACCAUCAUCUUCAGCUUAUGCACUGCCCCCUGGAACAACAGGUACAACGCCUGCUGCCAGUGAGCUGCCUGCGUCCCAAAGAACAGGUCCUCAGAAUGGUUGGAAUGACCCCCCAGCUUUGAACAGAGUACCGAAGAAGAAGAAGAUGCCUGAGAACUUCAUGCCUCCUGUUCCCAUUACAUCACCAAUCAUGAACCCUGCUGGUGACCCCCAGUCACAGAUGCUGCAGCAGCAACCGUCAGCUCCAGGGCCGUUGUCAAGCCAGGCCUCCUUCCCACAGCCACACCUUGUGGGUGGCCAGCCCUUCCAUGGUGUACAGCAACCUCUUGGUCAAACAGGCAUGCCACCAUCUUUCUCAAAGCCCAACAUCGAGGGAGCCCCGGGAGCUCCUAUUGGAAACACCAUCCAGCACGUGCAGGCUAUGCCAACAGAAAAGAUUACCAAGAAACCUAUUCCAGAUGAGCACCUCAUUCUAAAGACCACGUUUGAGGAUCUUAUCCAGCGCUGCCUCUCUUCAGCCACAGACCCCCAAACCAAGAGGAAGCUCGAUGAUGCCAGCAAACGCCUGGAGUUUCUGUACGACAAACUUAGGGAACAGACACUUUCCCCAACCAUCAUCAAUGGCCUACACAGCAUUGCGAGGAGCAUUGAGACCAGGAACUACUCUGAAGGGUUAACCGUCCACACCCACAUCGUCAGCAACAGCAACUUCAGUGAGACGUCCGCAUUCAUGCCGGUCCUCAAGGUUGUUCUCAGUCAGGCCAGUAAGCUGGGCGUCUGAGAACAGCUGCACUGUCAGCUAACAUUGCCACUUCUCCAAAGAAAGCUAUGCUAAGACUGGACCAACCCCUCAUUAGCACGUUUCCAUGGCAGCCACCCAGGAGCUUUGACAUCAUUUCUGCAGGUACCCUCACCCUAGAACUGCUUGAACCCUGGUGCUUUCUUUUGUUUUAAUCUUCUGUUGCCCAUUAUGAUUUUCUGCAAAUAGUGUCUUUCCUGGAUUACACGUAGUGUGGUUUCCCGAGGGACUCUGACAAAAAGUGGCUUUUAAAACUUUUUAGAGAAAUUGCAUCAGGCUGUGUAUGAAAUGGACUUAAAACUAAAUUUCUUUGAUGUCUUCCCUACUUUCUCCACGUCAAUCAGAUUAAAGUGUGUAAUCCUA
Cricetulus griseus (Chinese hamster) is the source of this 4174-nucleotide messenger RNA. NCBI's taxonomy places the organism in Eukaryota, Metazoa, Chordata, Mammalia, Rodentia, Cricetidae. The record is from RefSeq and is a predicted model, not a curated record.